CCUGUCCAUGUGUAUGGCGCGUUAUCAGAAAAACAUAUGAAUAUUUAAAACGGUAUUCUUAGGAUGAUGCCUACCAUUUAAUCGUAAUUGUUCACCCUAUUUUUAUGAUGAGUCAUUCAAAAAAAGUAUCAGCAUUUUCGGUGUUUAAAGGGAGAAAGGACAGUGCCUCCAGCUUGGACAGUAGGGCCAGCAUCCGUAAAGCUUCCAGUUCUCAGUCCAUCAGGGAAGACGUUAAAAAGGCCCUGGAUGGGAAGGGCAAAAAACUAAUGAAAGUCUUAAAAGGGGGAAGUCUAAGGUCCAGCCUAAGAAACACACCAAAAUCCAGGCCGACCAUUUUACCAGAGCCCCAGAGUGAUCACCCUGUACAGCUGACCAGUGUAAGAUCCACCACUGACCUGGAGGAGGAUCAGGGCACCUUACAAGAUCGAGGCAGGCCCUUAUCCACACCUGUCAUACCUAAACAAAUCUCAGCAGUGCGUCCAACCAGAAACCAGAACAUCCCUCCCUCGGGGAAACGAUCCCCACCGGCUCCUCCCACAGAGAAACAGUCCCCGGGAAAUCGAUCCAACCGGUCAUCCAUAGAGACCGCCACACCAUUAGCCGAGGCCAGCAAUAAGCAGUUUUCCUCCCUCAAGCCCAGCAAACACAAGAAAACCCCCAGUCCUAGGGUAUCUGAUGGUGCUGGGAGACAUAUUGGGAAAAACAAGAGGGAUGGAGUGGAAGUUGAUAACAAACCAGCAAAGAAGAAAAAGAAGGACAACAGCGAGGUACAGAUGCAGGACUGUAGUACAGAGGAGAUGGAGCAUGCAGUUUCAUUUGAGGAUGAAUCAACAUCUAGUUCACAGUUGCCAUACAUGUUUAAUAGUGGAGAGGAAGCAAGGAAAAUCUUUGAAUGCCUUAUUCACCCUGUAAAGCCAGACAAGUUCUUCAGAGAGUUAUGGGAGAGGAAGCCAUUAUUAGUCCAGAGACAUAUGGCCCAGUAUAAUGAUGGCUGGUUCAGCACAGCAGAACUGGACAAGAUUCUGAGAGAGGAAAACAUACAGUUCUCGACUAACCUGGAUGUCACAACGUUUACCAAUGGGCAGCGAGAAACUCAUAACCCUGUGGGUCGCGCCUUUCCCUCUGUGGUGUGGGACUUUUAUCAGAAUGGCUGUUCUGUAAGACUACUGAAUCCGCAGACCUACUCCAGAAAUGUGUGGAAGUUGCUGUCUGUUCUCCAAGAGUACUUCAACUGUUGUGUCGGAGCCAAUGUGUACUUAACUCCUCCCGGCACCCAGGGUUUUGCUCCCCACUAUGAUGACAUAGAAGCCUUUAUAUUACAGCUGGAGGGCAGGAAACAUUGGAGGCUGUAUAGUCCAAGGACAGACAAUGAAGUUCUUCCUAGAUUAUCAAGUGGUAAUUUCUCAGAGAAGGACCUCGGAAAGCCAAUACUGGACACUGUUCUUGAUCCGGGGGAUUUGUUAUAUUUUCCAAGGGGGACAAUCCACCAGGGUAACUGUAUGGAGGACACACACUCUCUACACAUCACCGUGUCCUGUUACCAGAAAAACACCUGGGGUGAUCUCUUUGAAAAGAUGGUUCCCAGAGCCUUGCAGAUUGCUAUUGAUGAAGAUGUCGAGUUCCGAAGAGGUUUACCCCGAGAGUAUUCUUCAUACAUGGGGAUAGCUAACUCAGACAUGGAUGGUGCCCCGAGGAACCUUUUCCUGAAGAAGGUAGAACAGCUGAUGGUCCGGAUGAUCCAACAUCUCCCGGUAGACUCUGCCUGUGACCAGAUGGCCAAAUCAUUCAUCCACGACAGUCUCCCCCCAGUUCUCUCAGAUGCGGAGAAGGCCUUCAGCGUUCAUGGUAGCGGUGAACACUGGGAUAAGGAGAAGAUGUGUGUGGUGGGCACGGCUGAGAUGGAGCCAGACACCACCAUCAAGAUCAUCCGUAAAGGCAUCCUCAGACUUCUGACAGAGGAGGAUGAGGUGAGAAUCUACCACUCCCUAGAGAACACACGCUUGUACCAUGAAAUAGAGCCCACCUUCAUACAGAUCUCAUCAGAGGUGGCCCCUGCUGUAGAAUAUUUGAUCCAUUCCUACCCUAAGUAUGUGACAGUGGAGAGCCUGCCCUUACCGUCUAUAGAUCAGAGAAUUGAUGUAGCCAGUAUGCUAUAUGAGAAAGGCUUGCUCCUAACAGGAGAACAGUUACUUCCCCUUGAUGAAGACUCUAGCUAAAUUGGACUAAGUCUUAGCCAUGUUUAAUGUUUAUUUCUUGUCAAGUUUUAGCAGGCAAUGCUUUUAGUUUGAACUUUCCCCAUCUACAUAGGGUUGUGAGGAAAUCUGUGCAUUUUCACAAAAUAUGUACAAUGUAAUAUUUACUUGGAAGUUACAGUUAUGAGUAUAUGCAGGUAGCAUAAUUUAUUUUAGAUGCAUAAUUUUAAAUUUUGUUUUAGUCAAAAAAUUGUGAUAAUAUGUGUAUUAGAGUAGAUAUACACUGUACAUUAUAUUGAACAGAUAAAACAAGAAAAGUCAACAGUAUGAAAGAUAAUCAUUUUAACUCAGUUGUAUAUUGGAUUCCAGGUAUUUAAAGAUUUUUUUACAAUACAUAAUUUCCAUAAGGUUGAUUAUGUGUAAGGUUUCUGUUUUACUCUUGUGUUCACAUAAGCAGGAAGCUAAAUAUUCAAUUUUGUUUUCUACCAAAGUCUCGGUCAAAGAGUGACUAUGUACAUAUAGCUAACUUUCUUCAGUAUUAAUGAAGACAGGUAUCAAAUUAUGCUGUGUAGAACAAUGUUGUAACAAACUAUACCUUGUCCCAGGUUUUCUAUUUCUGUCAUGUUAUGUUGAUUUUCCGAAUAAUUUCACAUAUCUACCAGCAGAGAGAGAGAGAGAGAGAGAGAGAGAGAGAGAGAUGUGAAGUAGAUUUUUACUUUUUUACUUGUCCACUCUUUUUUUCUGGAAAGUUAUAUUCAUUCCUUAAUUUUCAACAUGAUCUUCUGAUAUUUUCAUGUUCUUUGAAUUCAGAAUUACUGUGGAAACAUAGUUGUACUGUUCCUAAAUUGUGAAAUUCACUGCCUUUGGGCCAGGGUUGAUGCCUUUUAUUUGGGCCAGUUGGGGGGGGGGGUGUUUAUAGGGUGACAAAUGCUUGUAGAAAUAAACUGUACGCAUGUUGUGUGCAUUAUGAUUAAAACUGAAUAUUAUAGAUUGACCAUGAAAGGCCUGCCGCUCUCUUUUACCAAAAAGUUAUAAUUAUUUGCACUGGGAGCUUAGGAUAUAAUAUUCCAACUCUUUCCCACUUUUUUUUGAAUACGUAUUUUUCAAACAUCAAAUUCAGAUUAGGAUUUAGAAUCCAAAUUGAAGCCUAUAAUGCAAAAGGGAGACUCUCUGACAGGACCAUCUAAGGGCUACGAUACUCGGGUAACCAUCAAGGCCAGUAGGUCUCAUGUUUAGUUUCAACCUGACAGAAAAGAAGGGACUUUUCCUAGUGUUUUACUGUAAAUAAAUGUAGAUUAGCAAUCUAGGUUAUGUAUCUCAUAAAAUAAACAGUUAUUAUCUUUUAAACCAUGAUAUACUGGUAAUCUAUUUGCUUAUACAUUUAUGUAUGGAGUGUGUAUUACGUUAUUUAAAUAAUAAAAUGCUUUUUUUGGUAAUUCAUACGUAAUUAGAAGGUUGCGAAAUUUCAGAAAAAAUACAUACUCCGCGGGUUAUGUAUUUUUUCUGCAACGAUCGCUACCUUUAUAACUUGCAUGAAUCAUCCAAGAAAACAUUUUAUUAUUUAUAUUUCCAUCUUUCUUAUAACAAAUUAAUAAAUGGAUUGUAAAAAGUAAGAAAAUUCACGGAAUUACUUUUUAUGUACACCAAUACGUUAGCUUAAAGAAACAGCCAAAUCGUCUUCUAUUGGAAUUUGAGUCUGACAUCAUGAUUAAUUCGUGCAGUUCGUAAUUUUUCUUAGGUCACUGUAGGUUUCGACCAAUCGGUAAACGGGGUGUGUAGAUUUCAGUCCUGUCUGUUGCUAUAGAGCUAUGAAUUAACUAUAAUUUCCCGUAAGAAAUAGAGGGAGUCAUGAUCGGUAGAUGAAAAUAUAUGUAAAUAAUGAUGACCGAUAAAAAAUAAAGGAAUAUUGAAACAUAAAGGGACAGAAACGGGACCUGAUGCAGAAUAUAGGCCUUUUUUCUUAGAUAAGAACAGAUACUAUGCUUAUUGCACGCAGAUAGCUGUAGAAGUUGAUUGUUACUUAUGCUUUAAUUGACUACACGUAAUUGUAUAACAUGCAUUCAUUAUGUAUGUCAGUCAUUGUUUGAUUCAUUAAUGGAAUAUGCAUGAGGUUUUAUAAAGCAUUAUUCCGAAGCUUGUAUUAAAUAUGAAAAAAGCCAA
Messenger RNA from Magallana angulata, 4352 nucleotides. Its product is annotated as ribosomal oxygenase 1-like. Gene Ontology annotation, cellular component: nucleolus. Gene Ontology annotation, molecular function: histone H3K4 demethylase activity; histone H3K36 demethylase activity. The record is from RefSeq and is a predicted model, not a curated record. The transcript has 18 exons. Lineage: Eukaryota; Metazoa; Mollusca; Bivalvia; Ostreida; Ostreidae. The coding region runs from base 105 to 2216 and encodes 703 amino acids.